AAUUGGUGGGGAGCGACCGAUCAAGUUGUAGAGAAUUAUUAUUAUUUUUAAGAAAAUUAUUUUUUGUAAAUUUCUUUAUGAUGAUGUAGAACAAAUCAUUUAUUUCGUUUGACAUACUCUACUAUAUGCAUAUAGACAAUUUUGUUUAGUUUUUCCAAUUACAAUUUUUAAACAACUAAGGAUCCUGGAACUAGGACCCUAAAGAAGGACCUAAAACCCUAAAAGGGCGAGGACUAUAAAGAAAGACUCAAGUAGAAUAUACUGAAAGCAGACUUACCAACAACUAGGAGGCUGGGCUGCUAACAACAAUGAUUGAAGCGUUAAUUAGUGGAGCAAUUUUUCUUCUUUUAACUUACGGAUUCAUUCAUUGGGCUUGGAAGUUCUAUACAUCCAGAUUAUCAUGGCUUCCCGGACCACCUAUAGUUCCAAUACUUGGCACUGUUCCAUUCCUUGAAAACGAGCCCUACAAAUUAUUCCGGCAGUUACAGAGUUUUCAAAAAAAAUUCAGUUACACUUUCAGAGGUUGGAUGACGUAUGUCCCAAUGAUGUUUUCUGGUGAUGCCCUGUAUAUAAAAUCAAUCUUAAGUAACAAAGAAAUGUUAAAAAAAUCUAUUCUGUAUUGGACUUUUUUGGAAUGGCUUGGUACGGGAUUGCUGACAAGUCAUGGAAGAAAAUGGAAGAAAAGAAGGCGGUUAUUAACUCCAGCUUUUCAUUUCAACAUGUUAAAUAAUUAUGUUAACAUAUUUGUGAAGCAUUCGAAGAUUUUAGUUGAGAAAUUUAAUCAUGAAUGUGACACGGGCAGAGCUAUCGAUGUCCAAGUACCAACUAAUCUUGCAUCAUUGGAUGUGAUAUGUGAAGCAGCAAUGGGUGUGGAAGUGCAUUCCCAGCAAUGUGGCAAUUCCCAAUAUACAAAAUCUAUGAGAUCUAUGCAAAGCCAUCUGCAACGUCGACAAAGGUCACCAUGGUUGUGGCCAAAUUUCAUAUACAAGCUCACCAGUGCAGGGAAAUGCUAUUACAAAGAUUUAAAUGUCGUGCACGAUUUCACUAUUGAUUUAAUUAAUAAACGUAUUGAAUCACGAAAGUUAUUGAAUGAAGAUGAUAAUUCCAAACCUUGCCAGAAAGUAAUUAUUGACUUGCUCCUGGAUUUAUAUGAUGAAGGAGAGAUCGACAUUGAUGGCGUGCGUGAAGAAGUAGAUACUUUCAUGUUUGCAGGACAUGAUACUGUUGCCACAGCGUUAGGAUGGACUCUCCAUCUACUGGGAAGAAAUCCGGUGGUGCAGAAGAAGUUGCAUGCUGAAAUUGAUGGUAUUGACAAAUCGAAUCCUGGAAAAGUAUUGGAUAAAAUUUGCGAAUUAAAGUAUUUAGAAUAUGUCAUUAAGGAAGGACUUCGUUUACAUCCUCCUGUGGCAAUGAUUGGACGCACUGUGGAAAAAGACACGGCUUUUGGCAGACACGUGAUUCCAUCGGGCACUCAGAUCCUCCUGGACGUGUAUGCAUUGCAUUCGAAUCCAGAAUAUUGGGAUGAGCCUGAGAAGUUCAUUCCGGAGCGUUUUGGUGAUGCCAAAUUCCAAAAAAGGAAUCCAUAUUCUUAUAUACCUUUCUCAGCUGGACCUCGAAACUGUAUUGGUCAAAAGUUUGCAUUGUUGAAACUGAAAAUCUUUUUAUUUAAUAUCGCGUCAAAUUUUUGCUUCACAUCCGUCCAAGAUAAAGACGACAUUGAAGAAUGCUUUGAGAUUGUGCAUAAUUCGAGUAAUGGUUUGUUGAUCAAUUCCGUAUUUAAAGGUGACCUUACUCCGAGCUACGUAAUGGUGUGGACUCCUGAUAAAUUCUAUAGUUGUGCAACAGCGAUUUCGCCAGCCCUGUUAAACCAUAAUUUGGCGUGUUACAUUGGUAGAUCGUGUUUAAUUCAACUUGUAUUUAGCAAAAAGUUAGGUUUUCUUACUUGGGGAUUCAAGGAUGUAGAGGCUGGGCUGCCAACAACAAUGAUCGAAGCGUUAAUUAGUGGAGCAAUUUUUCUUCUUUUAACUUACGGAUUCAUUCAUUGGGCUUGGAAGUUCUAUACAUCCAGAUUAUCAUGGCUUCCCGGACCACCUAUAGUUCCAAUACUUGGAAAUAUUCCAAUACUAGAAAACGAGCCCUACAAAUUAUUCCGGCAGCUACAGGGCUUUCAGAAAAAAUUCAGGUACACUUUCAUAGGCUGGAUGACGUAUGUCCCAAUGUUGUUCACUGGAGAUGCCGUGUAUAUAAAGUCAAUCUUAAGUAGCAAAGAAAUGUUAAAAAAAUCUACUCUAUAUUGGACUUUAUUUGAAUGGCUUGGUACGGGAUUGCUGACAAGUCAUGGAAGAAAAUGGAAGAAAAGAAGGCGGUUAUUAACUCCAGCUUUUCAUUUCAACAUCUUAAAAGAUUAUGUUAACAUAUUUGUGAAGCAUUCAAAAGUUUUAGUUGAGAAAUUUAAUCAUGAAUGUGACACGGGCAGAGCUAUUGAUGUACAAGUACCAACUAGUCUUGCAUCAUUGGAUGUGAUGUGUGAAGCAGCAAUGGGUGUGGAAGUGCAUUCCCAGCAAUGUGGCAAUUCCCAAUAUACAAAAUCUAUGAGAUCUAUGCAAAGCCAUCUACAACGUCGACAAAGGUCACCAUGGUUGUGGCCAAAUUUCAUAUACAAGCUCACCAGUGCAGGGAAAUGCUAUUACAAAGAUUUAAAUGUCGUGCACAAUUUCACUAUUGAUUUAAUUAAUAAACGUAUUGAAUCACGAAAGUUAUUGAAAGAAGAUGAUAAUUCCAAACCUUGCAAGAAAGUAUUUAUUGACUUGCUCCUGGAUUUAUAUGAUGAAGGAGAGAUUGACAUUGAUGGCGUGCGUGAAGAAGUAGAUACUUUUAUGUUUGAAGGACAUGAUACUAUGGCCACAGCGUUAGGAUGGACUCUUCAUCUACUUGGAAGACAUCCGGAGGUGCAGAAGAAGUUGCAUGCUGAAAUUGAUAGUAUUGACAAAUCAAAUCCUGGAAAAGUAUUGGAUAAAAUUUGCGAGUUAAAGUAUUUAGAAUAUGUCAUCAAGGAAGGACUUCGAUUACAUCCCCCCGCGGCAAUGAUUGGACGCACUGUGGAAAAAGACACGGCUUUUGGCAGACACGUGAUUCCAUCGGGCACUCAGAUCAUCCUGGACGUGUAUGCAUUGCAUUCGAAUCCAGAAUAUUGGGAUGAGCCCGAAAAAUUCAUUCCAGAGCGUUUUGGUGAUGCCGAAUUUUUUAAAAGGAAUCCUUAUUCUUAUAUUCCUUUCUCAGCUGGACCUCGAAACUGUAUUGGUCAAAAGUUCGCAUUGUUGAAACUGAAAAUCUUUUUGUUUAAUAUCGCGUCAAGUUUUCGCUUCACAUCUGUCCAAGAUAAAGACGACAUUGAAGAAUGCUUUGAGAUUGUGCAUAAUUCGAGUAAUGGUUUGCUGAUCAAACUUUCAAAACGAUGAAGUCCAGACUGUUGUGUUUUUAGCCUGGGUGGAUUAACCAACGUCUAGCUUUAUUUUUUCAGGAACGCGAGAAUUUAAAUUUAUGUAAUCGAACGUACACAUUUAAAGUUAUUAAAACUUUAUAUAACCUAGUAUUUAAAAGGAGUUGUUUUUUAUUAAUUGUUGUUUGUGUAAAACUUAUUUUUUGAGCUGUUAAAACUUCAUUCAUAAUAUGGCUA
Molecule: messenger RNA, 3676 nt
Organism: Hydractinia symbiolongicarpus
Lineage: Eukaryota; Metazoa; Cnidaria; Hydrozoa; Anthoathecata; Hydractiniidae
Exons: 5
Coding region: 309-3458 (1049 amino acids)
Molecular function (GO): iron ion binding; oxidoreductase activity, acting on paired donors, with incorporation or reduction of molecular oxygen; heme binding
Source: RefSeq, a predicted model, not a curated record